AUGGGCUUGUGGCAUAAGGAAAGUCCAGAAGUCAAGGCACAUUUGGUGGAACUGGCAGCGGCACGAAACAACUUAGCAUUUGACGAUACAGGUGCGCCGGCGUUGCUCAUCCUUGCGUCGGAAAAGUGCAGACAGAAGUGUGCAGGUACCUCCGUGGACACCCGCAGCAACAAGGGACUAGAGCUGAGCCUGCGGUUGAUGUUCAAGGAAGCUGCAUGUUUUGCUUUGCUUGAUCAGUGGGAGGGGCUUUUGGCACAGCUCGAUCAUCUCCUACCUCCAUCGCUAGAAAUGGGUCUCCCCAGUGCUCAAGAUGAACUUUGCAAACUUUUGGUCAGCCUUGAUGCCAGAUGGGCGGAGUUUGAGCACCUGUACAUACUGGAGAUAAUGAGAGUUCAACACGAGGCCAAGGGCCUUGUUGCCAAAGCAAUGGAGGUGGAAGAAAUGCUGUCACAGUUGGAGGAGAAAAUUGGGAUUGACAAGGACCAAAGUGCUGAGUACGAGUUUCAUGUUGGUGCUUUUGUCGGUUGCAUUUCCCAGCUGAACGUCGCAGCCAACGUGAACCGAAAGACCUUUGACGAGCUGACUGCAGAUGUUUGGGAGAAUGCUGACGCCCUUCUAAAGAUGUGCGCCAUUGAUCCAGACACACCCUUGCAGGCAGUACGAGUGAUCGCCCAAGAGGUUCUGCAGUCCUUUGAGGAGCUGCGGCAAUGUUUGCGAGUCAUGCGCCAGGAAGACCCACAGCUGGAUGACCUCAACCCGCAGCUUUGCCACAAUGAGGACUUGGUGAAGACUUUAAUGCGCUGGGAAGAGGCCUGGAUAUCAGGAGCUCGAUAUAUCCAGACUCGGCCUGUCCUAGGCGCUCUGUGCAAGCUAGUGCCACGAUUGUUGAGAGCCACGCAGAUGUGCAGUGACUUUGCUUCGAUGUGUGCGAACUUUGAUGCAGAGUUGUUCUUGGUGCUGCCUCGAAUUGUGUGGCUCACGUACUUCGAGAGCAACGAAUCCCUCACACCGUUAAUUUCAAAUUUGUUGCCUCAUAGAUUUGUGCAAGUCCCUGUGUAUGCAGAGCUGCGGCAGCGGGCCGGGGAAGCACAGUUGCAACGUCUCCGUCGCCAGCGGAGUGAGCCUGCCCUCGGUGAAGCCUUAGAACCUGAGUUGGCUGUAUUGGGCACUGACGCCGCCCUUCGGUCAAUUCAAUCAAAGUUCAAUGAAGUGAAACUGGUCCUGCAGGGAAGUACUGGGCAUCGAAAUAGGUCUGACAGUGAGCUUGUCUGGAAUCUAUUGCUUCAGUCUGCCGUAAGCAAGGGGAACUUCGAUCAUUUUGACAUCAUUCCGCCUCCAAAACGCAGCACGGUCAUAUCGGCGGUAGAGGACCUAAUGCUUCAGCUUGAAAGUUGGAGCUUGGAGCUGCAACGACACUGCGCGGAGGAUUGGAACGAGUGCACCAAUGUCCUGGUGAAGUGCCUGUUGUGCGAGCAAGCGCUUGAGAGAAUCUAG
Molecule: messenger RNA, 1494 nt
Organism: Durusdinium trenchii
Lineage: Eukaryota; Dinophyceae; Suessiales; Symbiodiniaceae
Source: the annotation of a GenBank genome assembly